Messenger RNA from Spirodela intermedia, 486 nucleotides. Lineage: Eukaryota; Viridiplantae; Streptophyta; Magnoliopsida; Alismatales; Araceae. The record is from the annotation of a GenBank genome assembly.
AUGCUCACCAGCCCACGCUCGCCCUCUUUCUACUUCAUCCACUUGAUCGGCAUCAGUGUCGGUGGGACGCGGCUGCCGGUGACGGCGACCGUCUUCACAGAUGCCGGCACAAUCAUAGACUCUGGGACCGUCAUCACCCGCCUACCACAGGCGGCCUACGCCGCUCUUAGGUCGGCUUUCCGGAGCGCCAUGUUGCGGUAUACAAGAAUUCAGGUGUCGACUCUUCUGGAUACCUGCUACGACUUCAGCAACGCGGGGACCGUGACGUACCCCGUGAUCAAGCUCCACUACACCGGCGUCGACGUUACCCUCGGUUCAGCGGGAGUGUUCUUUUUCCUCGGCAAUUCGCGGUAUUGCCUCGCUUUUGCCGGAAAUACCGCGUCCGGCCAGGUGGGUAUCAUUGGCAACGUCCAACAGAAGACAUUUGAAGUGAUCUAUGAUAUCGGUGCAAGGAGGAUCGGGUUCGCUGCCGGCGCUUGCGCCUGA